UGCAAAUCAAUCAUACUUUUGUGCGGCAUGGAUAGCGGCAGCAGCGAGGCGGACGCACUAGUGUACUCUCCCACGCCUGUCAACAGCCUCAAGCGGAAAGCACCUUCGUCGAUUGCUUCUGAAGAGGACAAGGAGAACUUGGACGACUCGGGCCUGUUUAACUACUCACCACACUCUCCUGUCACGAGCUCCAGCAGCAACGGCAGCGGCAGCAACCUCCUCAAACGAAAAGCACACACAAUCCUCGACGAAAUUCCAAUGCCCGUGCAUAAACCUGGACAGGAUCUGUCGAUUCAAACGGCAGCCUUCUCGCCCUCACCGAACUCAUCUACCAGUCGAUAUCCGAACAACCAACUGGAUUCCCCACGCAAACCGCCAGGUUUCACUUCGAGCAUCAGUACUGGAGGAUCGACAACUCCGUCAAAGGCACAACUGAAUCACACGUUUCUACUCAACAACUUCCAGCACGUUCCGUCCCUCGACUUUGGUAUGUUGUCCGUGGGAUCGUCUCUCACGAUGGAGUUGCAUUUGUCGAAUCCCAGCGAAUUCGGGGUUGCCACCGUCGUGCUCGAGGAUAUCGUGCCCAAGGCCGCUGCCGCCGUGUUCUUCGUCGACACCCAUCAAACAAUCGUCCUUCCCAUGCAGUCUGCCACGACCAUCACUGUGACCUUUACGCCUUCGAGUCAUGGCCGCGUCGCAGGCAAGCUGUACAUCCGCUUGAACAAGCGGUUCCGACUGUUUUGCGCGCUGCAUGGUGCAACGCGACCCGCUUCGACCGCGUCGAACGUGUCGUCGUCAUCGUCUGCACAAAACGCCCCUCAGAGUUCGAUGGUAAAGCGCCCGAAACUCGCCAAACAGCCGUCGAUUCCGCAAACGUCGAGCGAUCAAGAAUGGAAGAAGCGGCGCAUGGUGUUCGACGCAAAUUGGAUUUCAAAGCAAGAAGCGGGAUUCCAGAAGUGGCUCAAUUUCACGUUGCUUGGCGCCCACUUUAGCGAGAUCAAGGACGAAACCCCGCUCAGCCAAGAUCGGUACGCCCAACUGCGCCAGCUCGCCGUGACGCGCUUGGAAAGCAAGAUUCGCGCAGCUGCCGUCGCGACAUUCCACAAUCCUCAGACGGAUCACGUGCUCUUUCGCCUGCAGAGUGAGAUCAACACCCGGCGGCUCAUGAUUCGAUCCGACCGACCGCUCCACGUCGAUGUCGGGCUCCAGCAAACGCUCAUGGAUCUUUUCAACUCGUAUCACCCGUUGUGGCUCACGCUUGCACUCGAAGUCGUGCUGGGAAUUCGCCUUGUCGAGUCGCUCAGCGACUUGCUCCGCCCAUCGACAAACGCACCGAAACUUCCCCACUUUCUAAAACGCACCAUCUUGGAACGCAUUGUGCAAGACCCGGCCUUCAAACUCAAGCACGUGAUGGCGGCGUCGGCAACGUCCAGCGAAUUGCUCGCGCAACUCCAAGCAACGACCUUGGUCCGGUGCUUGAUGAUCGUAUAUUUUCUCGAUCAAGCCCACGUCCGACGCCAUGUCGAUCACGUCGCACUCCCGUGUUUGUUUCGGCCGUCGAGCCGCAUCAAGCGAAGCAAGCAAGUGCUGAUUGAAAUGUGCCAGCAGUUCCUCGCCCAAGAAGGCAACGUGCUGCGGCACUUGGACCAGCUCGAGUACCGCGUCGAGUACCAGCAAACCGUGUUGGAAGAGAUGGACAUGCAGGUCGUGAAUUUGGCCGUCGAUUUACGUGACGGCGUCCGGCUGGCGCGCCUGCUUGAGACGCUUGACCCGUCGUGUAAAGGGCUUUUGAGUCCACAUUUGCGUCUCCCGGCAGUGUCGCGGCUGCAGAAGGUGCACAACGUGCAAGUGACUUUGACGUGUUUGCAAGCCAAGUACCACAUGCCGAUCGCAUCGGGCGUCGAGUCGAGCGGUGUCACGCGGCUCACCACGAGUGUGUCGGCUAAAGAUAUUGUCGAUGGCCAUCGCGAGAAAACGUUGGCGUUGUUGUGGCAGUUGAUCAGCUACUUUAAACUGUCGCAUGUGGUCCACGUUGAACAAGUUGAGAUGGAAAUUCUGCGCAUCCAGCAACGACGGCGACGAGGCGGCGUGUGGCUGAACGACGUGAUCACGACCGAUCGCUCAAGCGCUGUAGACGACGGGACCAACCAUUUUGCGAUUGACAAGACCAGGGAACCGAUUGCAUGGCAUCUUCUCGAAUGGUGCCGCGUAGUGUGUGCCAACUACAACGUGCCGAUUCGAAACUAUACGGCGUCGUUUGCGGACGGCAAGGCGCUGUGUUUGAUGGUCCACUACUACCAUCCCCGGCUCCUGGAAAAAUGGGAAAUUCAGUGGACGACGAGUGACACGACGACAGAACGGAUGGCCACGAUGACGCCACUCCUGGCCAACGAACGCGCCAACUUUGCCCUUGUCAACCACAAAGUCAAACAGCUUGGUCAAGUGCCCGUUCUCCUUCCCCUCUUCGACUCGGAGCACCUCCCCGAGGAAAAGUGCAUCCUCACCUUUCUCGCGUAUCUCCAUGCGCGGCUUCUCGGCGCAAGUCGCGAAAUCCACGCCGCCUUCUGUCUCCAACAUUGGUGGGUGCCUCGAUUUCGCAGAAGCCGCGCGGUCAAGCGAGACCAAAGCGUUCGGGUGCUGCAGCGCUUUUGGGCCUCAACGUCCCUCACGCGGUACAUCCAGCGAUCCAUUCGUCGACGGCUAGGCUACAUCUGCACUCUGCAAUCGUUUGGUCGGGUGGUGUUGGCGAAACAAGUCAAGGCCGCACGGCUGCAUGCAGUGUACGUAUUGCAAACGGCUGCGAGGAGGUGGUUGCGGCCAUCACCUGCUCGCUUGACGCAUGGACACCCACCAGUGAGCCAUGCCAGCCACACGUUGCUGCCACCACCAGAAGCUAUCGCGGCCACCACGCUCCAGGCCUGGUGGCACCGUUACUACCACCGCCACCAAACACAAACUCUGUGGCGCGCGCUGGUGUUUCACGGCCAUCGUGUGCGCCACACUGCGGCGACAGUCAUUCAACGUUGGUACCAUCGCCACCACGUUCAAGGGUUCUGGUAUGCGUUGGUGUAUUACGUUCGCCUCGACAUUCGCCAAACCAAAGCGGCGACAACGAUCCAAACGUGGGUUCGCCGUUGCCACGAUGCAACGCGGCCGCUGUGGCGCGCCUGGGGCGCCGCGCUGGAACACCCGCGCGUGAUGGCGACGCUCAGGCUUCAGACGUGGUGGCGCCACUGCCGUGCGGUCCGCCAUGUCCAGCAGAACUGGAACAACAUGAUCUAUCAGCUCGUUCAGCGCAAGGCCGCCGUGCGCACGGUGCUGUUGUGGUGGAGACAUGUGCGCACGAUCGAGGUGUUGCGGUCUGUCGUAUAUGCGGCGGUCGACGUGCAUCGCCAAGACCUGUGGAAUCAAGUGCGCAUGGCGUCGGCGAUGCGGCUGCAGCGCUGGUACCGCAACUAUUCCCGUGUGUACGCCGUCAAGACGUGGUGGACGCAGCUCGCAACAGUUGUGUCGGAACAACAUGCGGACGCUGCCACAACCAUUCAACGAGCAUGGUUGCACCACCACAUUGCCAAGAAAACGAUCGCCAACGCUGCCGCACGGAAACAUGCUGCGGUGACGGUGCUUCAGUCUUGGGCACGACGCAGUUUGCAGCUGUGGCGGUGCCGAGAGACGUGGAUUCAGCUCGCGUACGAUUUGUGGGAACUCGACACGCAAGUGACGGCUGCACGGAUGAUUCAAGCGAUGUGGCGACGUCGUCAACGCAUUCAAAGAUGGCGCGCCGUUGUCAACGUUGUCGUGGAGCACGUGCGGGUGCGAGCGGCGGCGGCGUCGCGGCUCCAGCAAUGGUGGACGACCACGAAGCACCUGGUCAACUUAAAGCAAUGGUGGGUGGAGAUCACCAUGGCGCUGUGGGAGCGUCGGGACCGAGACGUGGUGGCCGCGACGAUAUUGCAGCGAUGGUUCCGCGCGUGUCGACAAGUGAAGCUGGCCCGCCAAGUGAAAGAUCAACUGAAACAAGACGAGCAAGUUCGACAGAAGCAGCUUGAAGAAGACGCUCGAAUGCUGGAAGAAGUUGCCGCGACGCGCAUCCAGCUCUGGUGGGUGCAAGCACAACACGUGUGGGAUGUCAAGCAGCGGUGGAAGGCGCUGACGAUUGAGCUGUGGCAACAGCGCUGCCACGAGUUGGCCACCCGCUCGAUCCAGUGCUGGUGGCGCCAAGUUCGAGCGGUCAAAGUCCAUGCACUCAUGGACCAGAUUCAGAUGCACGCCAGUGUGCGCCUCCAGCGGUGGUGGCGCCGACAUUGUCACGUGCAUCGGUUGGCCGACUUUUGGCAUCACGUUGUGUCGCUCGUGCGCCAAGAACAACAACGCACGGCCGCGGCAACGUUGCAAACGUGGGCGUACACGGUGCUAAUGAACCAACGCCACGUUCGAAUUCAACACCGAUGGGCAGCGUUGGUCCAGCAAGUUCGCGCGGCGAAUGCGGCUGCCGCAGCCAUGCUGGAACGACUCAACCUGCAGCAGCAACGCGAAAAGGAACGCCGACUCCAUGCUGAAGACGUUCGAAGCCGGGAGCUUGCGACAAGGAGGCGUGUAGCUGCCACGACGUUGCAGCUAUUUGUCAGGCGGUAUCAGCAACUCCAGUGGUGGCGAAGUGUCGUCAUCCACGUGCAGAACCAACACGCAGCAGCUUUGUACAUUCAACAGUGGUGGCAUGCGCAAAAAUUUACAGCGGCGCAGCGGCUGCAACAACUCGAACGUGUCGUCGAGGCGAAUGCCGCCGUCGUGCCUGCAGCUGGUCGACGCCCCAUCGCCGUCAGGACGGUGUGGACGAUUCCGCCCGUGGUUGUUUUGCAAAAGUGGUGGCGAGGUAUUUGGAUUGCGUUUAUGAAUUCUCUUGAUGACAAGCUUCACGUGAUGUCCGGGUAGGCAUGAGGGUGCGCCUUGGCUGCGCGGCAGCCAUGACAAUCAUGCGUCACCGCGUCCAGGCAGCGCAAACGUCGGCGGUCGUUGCGACGUUGGCCCUGCGCCAGCAGUCGGCCGGCUACGUCCAAGAGGAAAGCAUACCCCUGCGUUAUCGCCUCAAGCGCGCGUUGGCGAUCUUGAAUACGUCGCCUCGACUCCACGAGAUGUUGCAGGCAGUUCACACACUCGAAAUGUGCACGCGACUGUCCAAGGAGUGCUGCAUCGAGUGCCUUGCGCAUCGCGUUCCGCGGCUGCUGUACAAAGCAAUUCGAAAAUGCAACCGGAGCCGUCCCCACUUGGAGUUGCUCCACCAGUUGCUCCAAGUGUGUUUGCACUUGACAGCGUCGCCGGGGACGGCGGACACCAAAACGACCGCCGUCGUCAGAGUCGACGAAGACGUCGAUGGGGUCGGCAUGAGCCUGGAGCUGUGGAUUGAUUUACUGCAAAUGCACCGUGACUCAACCGUGCUCUUCACGCUCAGCGCCCGUCUGUGUAAGCGAACGCUCCAGACGCUCAACGCCAACGAGUGGUCGCUGGGCGAAGCGCCUCGCCGCCUCCGCCUCCUGCAUGCGCUCAUGUCCAAGAAAGCAAAGACCAAGUCGACCGUCGACCGAGUGACGCCCCACCACGCGUCCAAGCCACCCAAGGAGCACCUGCAUCCCCAAAAAGCGGCAGCCAUGCUGCAAACGCUCGUCGACUUGUGUGAAUGACCAGCAUAAACGUUUCCACUCAGCAUCGUCAACAUCACAAAUUUCAUCGCCCACUGCUUUCGCAACGACCGGGCGGCUUGACAAACUCACAGCUUCCGUCUUGGCAACGGUGGACGCAUGUGGAGGGUCGUGGUGCGUUGGCACUGGCGUGCGUGGCUUGUGCUGUGUUUGGUGCGACAACAUGUCCAGGUUGGUGCUGCGGCCAGGUGAAGAAGAGAGCGGCGCAUGUGGCCUUAGCAACGUCUUCGAGAUGCGGUUUUGUUGUGCAGGUCGGCUUGAAGCGUGUUGCGCGUGAAUACGAAUUCAUUCGGGUUGUGGAGCGAAUAGUACGGGUAAUAGCACAGCACGAGGGGCAAAAGCACCUCGACGGCGUGCGUGAGACGAGAGCGGGGUCGCCCGCUGGCUUGGUUCGCGCGAUGGAUGAGCAGUGUCCACCUAGGGCUCGAUAUGAGCAGUGGUGGGUGUGAGCCGGGCGUACCAGCCAUGGACGUACUGCGCGACGACCGUAGCGACUAGUGUGUACACAGCCAGAAGCGAUCGACUCCGCAGAGGCAAGUUUUCCAGCCACAGCGUCGCAACAAGGGCGGCGGCCACGCCGGUGAGACCGCCACCCAAGAUCCCCAACAACGUCGGGCUUGACUGCGGCCCCAAGCUCGGUAUGACGCGGAUUCGAUGGAGGGCACGUAGCCCGGGAAGGGCUCGAGUGAUCUUGAAGCGGUACACGCAAAAUGCGCCGACACUCACCCCCCACGCGGUCACGACGACCGCGUCAAAGAUUGCAAUCGCUUGGCGUCGGUGAAGGCACGCAAUGUAGCCCCCAAGGACGGCGCAGGGGCCGUAGAGGUGCAAAAGACCCGCGACGUGCUGUGCAAUGUGCAGCAGAAUGCGGCGGGGGUCGGUGGAGCGCUCGAAGAGGACGACGAGGAUGACAACGACUCCAGCCUACGCAGUAGUUGAGCGGCGCCAUGCCACGGGACUGGUUCAUGCACCUGCGCCAGGAGCUCGCCGUUGUCGACAACGAACAAGUGGUGCACGGCCUCGAGCUCGAACGCGACCCAGUUGACGCUCUGCAUGAAAAACGCCAGCGCAUACACGACGAGCGUCGCUGCAGCCCGCCAGGAUGGGCACAGCAUGGCGGCACCUCCACUCGCAACGCCAGUGACGCCGCCCAGGACUAUCAGCUCGUGGGUGUACCCGUCAACGCGGCCGAUCAACACAGCGAGGCCAGUGGCUGCAGCACCCGCGAGAGCACAUCCCAUGACGAUGCUCACUACUACGACGAGACUAACGGGACGCGCCAGCGACUUCCACGACGCUGGCGAGCACGGCAACUGGGCCGCAGUCAGCUGGAUACAAAGGGGUUGGGCAGGAUCGGGGCCAUGAAUCCCAGUGUCAUGUCGAAGGAUGGCGGAGGACAUCCAGAAGUAGUCGACCGAGAGGCCGCAGAGCAGGAGGACCGCGACGAUCGGAAUCAUGUUGGCGUACAUGUAUGUGCGUGUUCCGAGGUACGACAGAUACAUCACAGGCAGCAUGCGCAUUUGAUCCCAUGACGCCACGGCGGCAGGGUGGAGUCCGGCCGCAGCACUGCGCGAUGCGGCGUCGGACACACCAGCCGUAACCUCGUCACGAAGGGAUGCCAUUGCCUGCGAACAUGGAGACUGCUGGAUUCGAACAAACGAGCACACGGCAGCAUCUUCUUCGUCGAGGCUGCUUCCGACUAGCGUCGGUGCCAGGCUCCCUCGCAUGCUUGGCAUGGUGACGACUCGAAGCGAAACCUCGUAGGGUCGUCUGUCGUGAAA
Molecule: messenger RNA, 7477 nt
Organism: Aphanomyces invadans
Lineage: Eukaryota; Oomycota; Saprolegniomycetes; Saprolegniales; Verrucalvaceae
Exons: 6
Coding region: 28-4932 (1634 amino acids)
Biological process (GO): spindle organization; establishment of meiotic spindle localization; mitotic cell cycle
Cellular component (GO): spindle pole
Molecular function (GO): protein binding
Source: RefSeq, a predicted model, not a curated record